GUGGAGGCAUCAUUCCGUCGACGGGGAUAAUUGCUUCUUCUACCUCUUUUCCAACAACUACAUACGUUGACCAUGAAGAUGAUAAUGAGAGGACCGUCAGUAAUGAGUGUGGUGUUGUCAGCACUAUUCAUCACCACAAUUCAUGCGUUUACCCCUUCGAUUGUUACUUCACUCCACACACGCAUGGCAUUGGCGUUGUCUACCAGCAGUACGGAUGAGGAGCAAACCACCUUGUCGCUGUCGCUCGAAAAACCAUUGGGAAUGAUUUUGGAAGAAGUUGAAGAAGGAGCUCCCAAGGGUGUCUUUGUCCUGGAAUUGGCCGACGGCGGAUCCGCCGCCCAAAGUCCCCAAAAGGAUGACAUUGUGGGAAGUACAUUGGCCACGGUCAUGGGGGAAGAUGUCACUACCAUCGACUUUGAUGCCGUCAUGGAAAAAAUCAUCAAUGCUCCUUCGCCCGUAGAGUUGGAACUGAUUGUUGUCAGCGGUAGCAGUGAUGAUAAUGAGGAGGAAGACGGAUUUGCCCUGGGAACUCCAGUGACUGUGACAGUCCAGAGAGACGGACAACCCGACCUGGACAUUGACACCAAAGUGGGAGACAAUUUGAGACAACUUCUAAUCGACAAUGAAGUGGAAGUAUACAGAGGUUUCAAGGCCAAAAUCGGAAACUGUGGAGGAGGAGGUCAGUGUGGAUUCUGUGCCGUGGAGUUUGUAGACUCUCAGGGAUGGGAACCCAGAUCCGAAUACGAGGACAACAAAAUCAAAAACAGCCCAAACUCGAGACUGUCCUGCUUGAACAACAUUCAAGGACCUGUAACAAUCAAAAUGUAGUCCAAUUACUUGAACUAUUCAAUUUACAUAGUACUGUAGAAGCAAUGAAAGCAGUGUGCAAUGCGUGGAAAGUCACAUCUUCUGUCAGCAGUGAUGCAAGGAACAUAGCACAAUACUAGUAGAGCCACGCGGUCUACCGAUACCUGGAAGGACCUUCUUGUAAACUAAACCUCAAUAAUUCUUUUCU
Messenger RNA from Seminavis robusta, 1015 nucleotides. Lineage: Eukaryota; Bacillariophyta; Bacillariophyceae; Naviculales; Naviculaceae. The record is from the annotation of a GenBank genome assembly.